GCGGGUGAGGGUUGGGGGGGCCAAAAAAAGGAAGGGAAAAGAAUGAGCUGCUCGCAAAGCCCGAAGCACACGGAGCGCUAUGAACUUUGAGCACCCCACGAUUGCAAGGACGAAUCGAAGAAGAAGAAGACGAAGAUAACUACGAGGAGGAGGAGGAGGAGCGCGAAAGAAAGUAAGGAGAGAGGGAGAGAGAGGGAGGGAGAGCAACGUCGGCAUCGGUUUCGAUCCUUUUUUUUUUUUUUCUCUCCUUCCUUUGGGUUGUCAAUACGAGCUUCAUCUUCUCCUCCUCCUCGCUGCUAAUGCACAUCAAAUUACUUGCUCGCAGCUUUUAGAAGGAAAUAGAUGGCUGCAACUCAAUCAAAGUAAGGGGCUGGAUUUGGCGUGGCUCAAGGGUAUGUUAGAUAGGAAGUCGUGUUUGAUCACGAGAGCAUUGUCAAGCUCCCGCGAACAAGAAUCCAAGUGGGUUUACAUGACCUACCAUCUCCUUGAGAUCACGACCACCAAGCGCGCUCCAUCUGUAGAACCUUUAGAGCUAGAAGAAACUGCUAAAGUGAAGAGGUCCAAGUCCACGGAGCUCCAAGAGCCUCCCUCAUCUCUUGAUGAAUCCUGUUGUCCAAGCGAUGACGAUAACCAUUUUUCUGAUACAAACUCUCUUAUCGGCCAAAUUGGCCGUGACAUGUCUAUCAAGUGUCUGGUUCAAUGCUCUCGAUCCGACUACGGCACCCUUGCAUCCCUCAACCGGGCUUUUAAUUCCCUGAUACGAUCUGGUGACCUCUACAAGCUGCGGCGGCAUGAUGGGAUUAUCGAGCACUGGAUUUACUUCUCCUGCAACAUAAAUGAGUGGGAAGCAUAUGAUCCGUAUUGUGGUCGCUGGAUCAACCUUCCAAGAAUGCCCCCGAAUGAUUUCUUCAUGCGCUCGGAUAAGGAAUCAUUGGCUGUGGGCACCGAGCUCCUUGUUUUUGGAAGGGACUAUACAUCUCGUAUUUCCCAUAUAAUACUGAGGUAUAGUAUUUUAACAAAUUCUUGGUCCCAAGGUGUUGAAAUGAACUCCCCUAGGUGCUUAUUUGGAUCUGCCAGCUUUGGGGAGAGAGCUAUUGUAGCUGGUGGCAUAGAUGCUCGAGGUACUAUAUUGAGUUCUGCAGAGCUUUACAAUUCUGAAACACAAAAUUGGGUGUCUCUUCCUAGCAUGAAUCAACCAAGGAAGAUGUGCUCAGGUGUCUUCAUGGACAACAAGUUCUAUGUCAUCGGAGGAAUGUCUAGCCCUACAGACUUGCUGACAUGUGGGGAAGAAUAUGAUAUGAAGAAAGGUACUUGGAGGGUUAUUCCAAGUAUGUCCCUGGGGCUCAAUGGCCCGAGUGGUGCACCUCCACUUGUUGCGGUAGUUAAUAAUGAGCUAUAUGCAGCUGACUAUGCGGAAAAGGAGGUUAGGAAGUAUGACAAGCAGAGUAACUCUUGGAUCACUUUGGGAAGAUUGCCCGAGAGGCCAGAUUCAGUAAAUGGUUGGGGCCUAGCAUUUCGGGCUUGUGGUGAACGGCUCAUAGUAAUCGGUGGACCACGAGUUCUUGGGGGUGGGAUGAUUGAACUCAAUUCAUGGACACCGAGAGAUGGGCCUCCAGAGUGGAAUAUGAUUGCCAGCAAGCACUGUGGAAGCUUUGUGUAUAACUGUGCUGUGAUGGGCUGCUGAGUAUCUGAAGAAUUGCUGCAUAUCUUCUGGCAUUAGGAGGAUAUGCAAGAUUGGUUGAUCAAAGGGCAUAAAUAACUGAUUCUGCCAGGGUAAUUUCUGCCUUUUUGAAAUUUCAGAUUUUACUCAGGAUUUAGUAGAACACUCUCUUCUAUGUAACUCUCUUUCUUUCAUCUUCUAGCUUUUCCCUGAUCUCAUUUCAAAACCAAAAAUUUUAACUUCUUCCAAAUUAUCUUUUAGCAUGAGAGUGUUCACAUGGAUCAUGCAGUACAGCCACACAUAAUAAUAUGAUGUAUCUGCAUGUUCUUAGGUUUCUUUUUUAAACUCUUUAUUUUUGUUAGGUUCACACUGUACUAUUCUGCCAUUUCAUUGUUGUUGCCUCCAUCUUGAGGAAAUAAAAUUGGUCAUCAGUUCUUUUGUA
Messenger RNA from Musa acuminata AAA Group (dessert banana), 2102 nucleotides. RefSeq names its product F-box/kelch-repeat protein SKIP11. Gene Ontology annotation, cellular component: nucleus. Gene Ontology annotation, molecular function: protein binding. Lineage: Eukaryota; Viridiplantae; Streptophyta; Magnoliopsida; Zingiberales; Musaceae. Bases 395 to 1684 code for a protein of 429 amino acids. The record is from RefSeq and is a predicted model, not a curated record. The transcript has 2 exons.